Molecule: messenger RNA, 1305 nt
Organism: Chara braunii
Lineage: Eukaryota; Viridiplantae; Streptophyta; Charophyceae; Charales; Characeae
Source: the annotation of a GenBank genome assembly
GCCCUUCGGUCUCACGAACGCACCCGCCAUCUCAUGGACAAAGUCCUCCGUGAACAGAUUGGCCGGUUCAUGGUGGUCUACCUCGAUGACAUUCUAAUCUCCGGCAAGUCCAUGGAGAAACACCUCAAGCACCUUGAGGAAGUGCUGACUAUCCUCAAGAAGACGCAACUCCAUCUCAACUUAGAUAAAUCUGAGUUUGGGAAGUAUAGUGUCAUCUAUCUUGGGCACCGGUUGUCUGUUGCAGGCCUAGAGCCUGAAGCAAGCAAGGUGGAGGUCAUACGCAACUGGCCUCAGGCCGUGAACAUUCGCAAACUGCGUUCUUUUCUUGGUCUCGCGUCAUACUAUCGGAAGUUUGUGCCCCGCUUCUCCAUUGUUGCGCGUCCAUUGUCUCAACUAACAAGUAAGAAUGUUCCCUACUCUUGGGACACCGCGUGCACGAACGCCUUUCAAGCCUUGAAGGACGCCUUGGUAAGUUACCCGGUACUCCGCAUUGCAGAUCCCAAACUGACGUUCGUAGUUACUACGGAUGCAAGUCAGUAUGGAAUCGGCGCAGUGCUGCAACAAGAUGACGGCGAUGGCUUGCGGCCACUCGAGUACUACAGCAAACGCAUGCCCAGCGUAAAGGUAGCCACUUCCACCUACAUGCACGAGCUUUAUGCUUUGCGUAUGGCGUUGGACCACUGGAAACACUAUCAUUUGGGGCGCCACUUCAAAAUCUUCUCAGAUCAUGAGACUCUGAAGUGGAUCAAACAGCAAACUACCUUGUCCCCUACCUUGCUUCGCUGGUUCCAUGAGAUUGACAUUUUCGAUUUUGAGUUAAGACACAAAAAGGGUUGUUAUAAUCGAAUCGCUGACGCAUUGUCUCGCCACCCUGAGUACAUGACUUGCCUUGUCAAAUCCUACGACCUCCGGAAGAAACUGGAGGAGGAGCUUGUAGAACACACCGCCAAGGAUCCGGAGCUGAGUUCCAUCCUUGAGCCGCUACGGGCUGACCCUAGCAGUCAGCCUGAUUUUCACGAGUAUGGAGGACUGAGUUUCCGUCGCUACGGGAACCACGACCGUUUGUGUGUGCCCAACCAUGAGCCUCUCCGCACGCACUUUCUGGAUUUGGCUCAUGGCCGGAGCGGACACUUCGGUAUGGCAAAAACGUAUGCAAAUUUGCUGAGACAGUUCGACUGGUCUGGCAUGAAAGGGACUGCUGAAAAGUUUGUGGCUGAAUGUCAAGUCUGUCAAUGAAUCAAACCAUGCAGACAAAAGUCGAUGGGGCUACUCACACCCCUACCCAUUCCCGAUGGUCCCGGGGAG